AUGCCCCAGAAAGAUGUGGUAACAACAGAGGCAGUACCAGAAACCCUUGGCCCUGCAGACAAAAGCAUGUCACCAUCCACAUUGAUCCAGGCUACAUCCACACCACUUACCAGUAUAUGCAGUCCUAACUGUCCCUGCAAAUUGAAAUUGGCAAGUGCAAAUAGAACUAAGCAUUGUGUGAAUAUUGCUUGGAUGAUGAUGAUGAGUUUUCCUAUGAGAGAUAUUGAUGGAGAUGAAUCUGAGGAUUCUGAUGAAUCAGAUGAGGACCAUGGUAACUAUUACCCAAAAAUGUGCUAACUGUACCAAUGGAUUUGUUUGGUAUUCUCAGCCUUUAUUACUGGGUCGAUAUGCUGAUGGUAAUGUCAUGCUUAGUUUUGCUGUCCUGAUGGCUGGGGGCAUCUAUCAGCAAGAUUCUUUUAGUCUUUCGCCACAUGGGUCUUGCAGUGUUCUCUAUUCGAACAUAUUUUCAACAUCAAAGGCAUUUAGUCUUUCCAUCAAUAUUUUACUACUGGAAAACCUACUGGAAAAGCCUUUAUAGACAAGGCAGAAGGGCUUAACAGAGUAGAAUGGUCAGAUGAUGGUCGUUUUGACUCGAUGGGGCACUCUGCCAAAUAUGGUGCUUACACCAUGUUAUGCACAACGUUGAUGAAGGUGGUGCAUUUUGAAAUUGUUCAGGUGAACUUCUUGGCUAACAGUUAAAACUUUACUUGGUGGUGUGGGAUCGUAUUGGGGGUAAUGUUACAGUAGUAUCUGUACAAGAUGCUGAAAUACGGUGGCCCAUAAGUGCAAAACACAAUACACACUACCAAAACACAAUACACACUACCAAAACACAAUACACUAAACCAAAACACAAUACACACUACCAAAACACAAUACACACUACCAAAACACAAUACACUAAACCAAAACACAAUACACUAAACCAAAACACAAUACACUAAACCAAAACACAAUACACACUACACUAGACCAAAACACAAUACACACUACCAAAACACAAUACACACUACCAAAACACAAUACACACUACCGAAACACAAUACAUUAAACCAAAACACAAUACACUAAACCAAAACACAAUACACUAAUAUGUUAAUUUAUUAAUUGAACCGCUGACCAGUAUUAACACAGAUUAACACAAAAAUCGCACCAAAUUAUUUAAAAAUGGCGGAUGCUGAGCAAGAAGAAACUAUAAUUCGACAUUAUUUCUCGUUAAAUUCCGACUACAAUACAAUUUUGAGUUUUCUCGAAAGAAAUCAUGGGAUAAAAAUUUCCAAAAGAACGCUUUUAAAUCGUUUAAAUACGGUGGCCCAUUGACAAUAUAGUAACUACUGCUGGAUUACAGAAACCGACCCACUGGAGAGAAGCGUUUAUAGAAUUUUACAAUAAUCUUCUUCAGUUUGCAAACGGUUGAUUAUAUAUGUCAUAUAUAGCGGUAAUAGUCGUCCGGCGUCUUGAACUAACUGGUCAGCUGCGCUAUAUAGUCAGGCAGUCUGCUUCUUUCCUUGAGGGAACAACUAAAAUUUUCUGGAAACCCUGAACAAACUAUAGUUUUUAGAAUUUACACUUCGGUUUUAAAUUUGGCUGAACAGGUUUAACAUGGAAUGAUGUAUGAUAGUAUAUUGUAUAGAAUGGAUUCAGUCUAGUUUGUUUUGUGACCAUGCAUGCAACAUAAAAAUAAUGUUUCGUUUUGCUUGUCCUCGCUCAAAGGUUUAAUUUUCCACAGCUUUGCCUUUGGUAAAACGAAAGUUAUCUAUACAGUAACUUAGCUUAAUUGCUUAAGAUUGUUCCAGCUCUAGUUGAUGUUUGUUUGUGAACAAACCAUUCUUUAAUGAAGAUCGACGACCAUAUAUAUAACCAUUAGAAAUAGACGUAAAACAAUUUGGAAUUCCCAAUUUCCGCUAGUAACUGGAAAUUAAAAUAUUUAUUCGUUAACAGAUAACCUAAGUUAUUUAGAAACUUAUAUAUAGGUCAAUGACAAUGUUUACUAACAGCUAAAUACCUUAUACAUGUAUAAAAGGAAUCCGUUACAAUAAUCCAGGAAUAAAUUUCCAGAUCUUGCAUGUUUUCAAUAUAAGAAGUUAUAAUUUUAUCAUAGCUCUAUACAUGCAUGGACGUAGAGACGGCCUGAAUGUUAAAAUGCUAAUGCAUGCGCUUGUCAUAUUUGAUUAGCUUGCACCAUGAUCAGCAAAUUAUUAUUGUUUACUUAAAAAUCUUAAAGUGCAUAUGACAUGAAUUUUUUUAUUUUCUUACAGUGUAAAUGAAAGAACUCUUUAAAUUAAGCUGUAGUGUGACUUAUUUUUCAGUUUCUUGUUUUCAUAGUUUGUUCCUUAGAUAUUUCAAUUUGUUUGGUAUGUAAAUAAUGUGAAUAUGACCACUAAUUUAUGACGUCACAUUGGUUGCAAGCUCCACUUACCCUGGUUAUAGAUCUAUUAACUCUAAAAACUGUAGAUAUCAUUUCACGUUUUCUCCAGUAUUUUAUCACAUUUACCAGUGAGUGAAGUUAGAAAUUAUUAUCUUGGAUGAUAGCCGCGAUAUUCAACCAUUUUGAAGAGCUUUCAACCAACGUGACGUCAUAAAUUAGCGGACAUAUUCACACCAUUUACAUGCCAAACAAAUUUAAAUAUCUCGGGAACAAACCAUAAAAAAACGAAACUGAAAAAUAAGUUACACUACAGCUUAAAGAGUUCUUUCAUUUAAGAAAAUAAAAACAUUCAUGUCAUAUGUCAUAUAAACAUAUGUCAUAUAAACAUUUCUGGCUGCUUAAUCACACUUUCAACAACGAUCUAAAAAUAUUUUUACCAACGCAACUCUGUAUCUCGUACAUAGAAUACUAACAUUCUUUACUGGUUCAUCCUAUUUGUUUACUAACGUGGAUUUUCUGCAAACCUGUUACUCUUGGGGUUGUUUCUGCUUUCAUGAUGAAUUCGGUUUAUGUCUACUUUCCCUGCUAUAGCUACGUCCCAUAUAGGGAUAAUAUGAUUACUUCGACACAAUAUAGCCACGUACAAAUAAUAUAAAACAGGUUGUUGCAUCAGUAUGAUACAAAUAAAAACACUGUUCUCCUAAACAAAAUUCAACUGUUACGCUAAUCUGAACUAAUGCAAACAUUUUUUCUCAAUCCAUACAGUCAAUACUGGUAUAGUACUGGAUGUAUAUAUAUGAUUGUUCAUGCACAGCCAAAUCCACGAGCAUUUUUAAUGCCGAACACUACGGCAUUCUUGAAGCUUUCGUAAUCACCAUGAACAACCGGCAGAUUAAGGAUAUACGCGCAUGUGUUAGUUUUAGGAAACUUGGAUAACUUUCCAUCUUUUUCAGUUUCGUGCAGAAAUUGUAAUUCACAAUGUAAGCCUUGGAGAGGAAAGAUUUUGCAACCGGAUGCAAAGAACAAAAUCCCCCUUGUCCUGAAAGAGAAAGUAGAUUAUACAGUGUUGGUAAUGUCCGACUUAAACACAAAAUUAAAACUUCUCGAGGAAGAAAAGCAGAGCUUGAUUACGGCAUUAAAUAUUCUUCAAGUUAAUGAAUUCAAAAGCAACACACAAAACCCGGGACAAUAUGUAUUAGCUAAUAUACAAAACGAGAAAUCACAGCCUGAACAGCUUGAAAUAUCAUCAGAUAGUGAAUAUAAUAUUCCACUAGCAAAUAGAUUUUCUACAUUAGCUGACGAAGGCAAACUGAAUGAAGAUGAAAGUGAACAAACUACCCAACAACAAUCUACCUGCAAUCAAUCAUCUGAGCAAUGUAACUCGGACGUGCGGGUUGAUAAUCAGCAAGGUCAAUUGCGUGAACCUGCAUCUAAUGAACCACCUAAUAAUGACAACUCCAAAGGCACCAAGCAAGCAGAAAUGGCAAAGACGAAAGGUCGCAUUCGGCCUGUUGACUCUAGGAACAGUGUCAAUCAAGGUACCAGUAAAUCAAAUAGCAAUAAUGAAAUGGGAAGUCAAGGUAAGAGUACACUUGUUAUUGGAGACUCAAUGAUUAAAGAAAUCGAAGUCAACAAACUUUCCAGAUCAAAGAAAAUUACCAAAAUUUGCAUGCCUGGAGCUAAGUCAGAUCAAAUCAAAGAAAGACUGCAGACUACUUUAAAAAGUACCCAUUAUGAUGAAGUCAUAAUCCAUGCAGGGGUUAAUGACCUGUCAAAUUCCCAGCCAGACCAGAUUAUCGUACAGUUAACAGAUAUGGCUGCUUCUGUUAAUUCCUCAACCAGUAUAAUUACGACCAAGGAUAGAAAUUGCAAAGGAUGGGUUUAUAUUGACAAUUCACGUAUAGGCAACAAACAUUUAAAAUUUAAUAGUAUCCACUUGAAUCAAGUGGGUGUAAAAUGA
This is a messenger RNA of Paramuricea clavata, 4328 nucleotides long. The record is from the annotation of a GenBank genome assembly. NCBI's taxonomy places the organism in Eukaryota, Metazoa, Cnidaria, Anthozoa, Malacalcyonacea, Plexauridae.